Messenger RNA from Nematostella vectensis (starlet sea anemone), 2807 nucleotides. RefSeq names its product serine protease 23. Gene Ontology annotation, biological process: proteolysis. The transcript has 4 exons. The coding region runs from base 1619 to 2701 and encodes 360 amino acids. Gene Ontology annotation, molecular function: serine-type endopeptidase activity. NCBI's taxonomy places the organism in Eukaryota, Metazoa, Cnidaria, Anthozoa, Actiniaria, Edwardsiidae. The record is from RefSeq and is a predicted model, not a curated record.
AGCGAUCCAGGGGCAACAAUUCCGUUCGUAAUAUGACGGACGGACAUGACAGUGAGACGACAAAACACGAAUCCGACAUCGGGUGAUAUUGCAUAGGUUGCAGUCGGGUCCCGCAUUCGACACCUCUUGCCUUGUGAUGGGUGACACCUGAUAACAUUUUGGCGUCUAGACUGGGAUAAGGUACGUACGACGGCGCACUCAGGAAAAAAAAGAUUCAAAAAAGGGAAAAAAAAUCAUCCAAUCACCCCCUUUAAUCAGGAAAUAGCCUUCGAAGCUGGAGUCUAAUUUUAUCCCAGGGCCUAGAAUUUCCGAUAGUGCUGUCACCAUCUUGAACGUGCGAAAUAAUGGGUAAAUUCUAUAAGCUUUCUCGGCGAUAAGAACUUAACCGCCUGUAAGCAGGAAAUCUUGCUUGGUGUGCGGGUUUCUUUCAGUAUACAUCUCUUUACAAACUGAGGAAAAGACAACUUACUCGAUCAAUAGAUGCAGUUUUAUGUAUUCGUUAUGAUAUGAUAUGAUAAACCACCAAUUGAAAGCCCGACCAGAUUUCAAGUCUAGAAUAUUACCACCCAACACUUUUUUUCUCUCACUAUUGCGGUAUGUAGAUAUUUUCUUGCUUCUUACUCUUUUAAUCUGCCCACCAUAUUUCCAUAUUUGAUGCUGAUAACGAAUAUUGUCUUUUAAAGGAAAAACAGGAAAAUUCUAUAAUUAAAAGUUGGAUGAAAGCUUUUAUUGGUGCUCUAAUUACCCAAAGAUUAGCCUCUCUAUGGGGCUUGUUUCCUGACGCACGGCAAACUCGUACAAAUAAUUAUACUACUCUACCUAGAUAUUAAAUUCUAUGUAAAACACAACUGCAUGAAAAGAUCAGAAUAACAAGGAUUCAAAGGCCCAACAAUAGUUUUACUGCAAUAAAUUGAGACAAUCAAAAAAGUUAUACUCCCUGUUAUAUUGAGAUGUCUUUGUUGACGAAAAUAGUCAUUUUAUCUAUCAAGAUAAAAUUGUAAUAACUCUAAAAAUGAGCACAUCGAUGAAAGAAGCUUUCAAAAUAAGAGACCUUCAACCGUCAUUACCAAAUCGUAUUUGUUCUCAAUUCCAAUAGCGAAGGAUAUUAACUUACUUUCAGUGAAUACCUGUUGAAAAAGAGCACAUAAAAGUGAUAGAGCUAUUCCUGUAACCCGCUUCCCACACAUUUCCGAUACCGUAGAGUCCAUUAAUGCAUCACAGGAUUACAGGGAAGAAAGAGUUACUCCCGAUUUUACAUACUAGCCGCCCAUGCACUUCUGAGAGGAACCUACAGUGCGCAUGCGCGAUCGAUAUCAACAUCUCCACUCAUGCGCACUAUGGGAAAAUAAUGAACAAGCCAGCACAUUAGGGAUAUCUGGUAUCCGCAAUAUUGCGCGAAACGCGCGCCCAUAAAGUCAAGCCAUUGUCCGCGAUAUUGAAAACUCAUUAGUUAAAUGAAUGUGAAUGAAAAAUAUGCCGCCAUAGGAAGAAUCCGUCUUGCUCCGAACAAUGCCCGCCCAAAUCCCAUAAGAGAGGGACACGCUUGGGGAUCUCGACCACAGACGACCUUAGCCUGAGGCGUACUAGCGGCCUUGGCGUGAGCCUUCAGGGAAUUACCAUGCUUAUGGUUCUAGUAACGUGGUCGUGUCUCCAUAUUCUUGUCUCUAGUGAACACAGCACCGAGCCUCAAUUCACCAAUUUAGGCUGGAGAUGGGCGGAGGAGAAUGCGAGCAUACCAAGCAGCCACGAUCACGAAGUCAUAGAAGAACUGACGACAAUCAGUUUGAAUGAAAACACAAGCUGCGCCGAGCAGAUUGAGAAAAUUCUGAACAGCUUGCCUUUCUUGGAUGACGACCUGAAUUACGAGACAGUAUAUGCGAACGGCACUCGCACCCUGACUCUAGUCCGACAGUUUUCUCCCCCCUGGUCAGGAGAGAUGAGGGCAGGAAACACUGAACUCAAGGGAGCACAGAGGGAGAGUAGAUCCAUUAGACGGAAGUUACGGCGAGCUCAAAGGAAGCACUUGAUGAAACUCUCAGCAAAUAGUAUCAUUGGCACCGAUGAUAGAACCACAAUCGGCCCAUUCCGCGCGCAAAUGGUCCCCUACUCAUCAACAGCGAGGGUGUCCUGUGGUAGAUUUUGUCCGUGGGGAUGUACCGGAGUCUUGGUAGGACCCAAGCACGUACUGACCGCCGCUCAUUGCGUCGCCAACGAAAAACCGCACAAUUUAAAAGUAGGAUUUUUGCAGCGCAACGGGAUGAUGAAUUGGUAUAGCGUUUCAAGGUUCGCCAUGUCGCACAAAUGGCGAAAGAACGACAUCGCAUCCGACUACGCGCUUAUUGUGCUGAACUCGUCUCCAGGCCUCCCUGCUGUUGCUAUGAGCGCGGUACCACUCAGUACCAGCACUCAGCUGUCAUUUACAGCUUUUGACAACAACCUAACGAUGCGCAUGUCACGCUGCAAACCGCUUCCCUACAGCUCUCGAGACGUCAUGGUGACCACGUGUGACGCGACCAAGGGAAAUUCUGGGGCGGGAGUGCUGGCGAAAGGUGCUAAACACGGCAAAGUACUUGUCGGUAUGCUGUCCGCCUCUCGUUUGCAAGUCAGUCUUUCUGGUCAGCGGCGUGUGUAUAACGUUGCCACUAAAUUGGACAGAAAAAAAGUGAAGCAAAUAAAGCAAUGGCUCAGCAAGUUUAGUUGACGUUAGAGAUUUGACACAAUACGGGUUAUACUGGAAGUUAUUUUGAGAAAUAGAUUAUUUAUGCAUACCUAACAAGCAAUACAUAAUAAAUUAUUUGUGCAUUAAA